Messenger RNA from Pipistrellus nathusii (Nathusius's pipistrelle), 855 nucleotides. NCBI's taxonomy places the organism in Eukaryota, Metazoa, Chordata, Mammalia, Chiroptera, Vespertilionidae. The record is from the annotation of a GenBank genome assembly.
AUGAGACUCCAGCACCUGCACCUGCACCUCCCCGCCGCCCCGGGCGCCCGGGCCCCGGCCCAGCUGCUGCUGCUGCUGCCGCUGCUGAUGGCGCAACUGUGGGCUGCAGGGGCCGUGCCCCCCCAGAACGCCACGGCUCUGGAGCUCCAGGCCGUCGGCACCGCCGGCGCCCCGUGCGCGCGCGGCUCGCAGCCCUGGCAGGUGUCCCUGUUCCGCGGCCUCGCGUUCCGCUGCGCGGGGGUCCUGGUGGCCCCGAGCUGGGUGCUCACGGCCGCGCACUGCGGGGGCGACAGGCCGCUGUGGGCUCGCGUUGGGGACGACCACCUGCUGCUCCUGCAGGGCGAGCAGCUCCGCAGAACCACGCGCGCCAUCGUGCACCCCAAGUACCAGCACGGCUCAGGCCCCAUCCUGCCCAGGCGCACGGAUGAGCACGACCUCAUGCUGCUGAAGCUGGCCCGGCCGGCCGUGCUUGGGCCGCGAAUCCAGACCCUGCGCAUGUCCUACCGCUGCGCCCAGCCUGGCGACCAGUGCCAGGUGGCUGGUUGGGGCACCACGGCCCACCGGAGAGUGAGGUACAACAAGGGCCUGAGCUGCUCCGGGGUCACCAUCCUGAGCCCCCGGGACUGUGAGGUCUUUUACCCGGGCGUGGUCACCAGCAACAUGAUGUGCGCGGGCCUGGACCAAGGCCAGGACCCCUGCCAGAGUGACUCCGGGGGUCCCCUGGUCUGCGAUGAGACCCUGCAGGGCAUCCUGUCCUGGGGCGUUUACCCCUGCGGCUCGGCCCAGCACCCGGCCGUCUACACGCAGAUCUGCAAAUACACCUCCUGGAUCGAGAAAACCAUCCGCUCCAACUGA